CUCGAGCCGUCCACCGAAACCAUUCACACACACAUACAUGGAUGUAGUGUUUUGCUCCCUCUUUCUCUCUCUCGGUCUGCGUGAAACUCAACAAAACACGCCACCGUGUCUGGGUAGCUACGGCCACUCACGGAAAGCUCCGAACUCCGAUGGAACUCACUCAGUGCAAAGCGGAGUGGGCGAAAACGACAACCACGCGCUUCAAGGCGGGGAGCGAAGUUUGGCCCGAACGCCCGAACGCCCGAGUUGGAGCCCGAUUUUCUCCCCCAUCUCCACAGGAGCUCGCCCCAAUGCCGGGGACCAGGCCAGUAAAACCGACACGAGCACCGUUCGGUUCCGUUCAUUCGCGUUCCAUCCCUUGACGAGGCUAGUAGGGUGUUCAAACGGUCCGAUAAGCGCGCGUCAUGGCCAAAGCGGCCUCCCAGGGUGGUCACACUUACCCCCUACUGAGCAGCAGCAGCAGCAGCAGCAACACCAGCAGCAGCAGCAGCAGCAGCAGCAACACCAGAACCAGUAGCAGCGUACUAUUAUUAGUUCACUAAGGUGCCCUCCAUUCCCGCUGAAAGCAAGCAAACGAAAUUCCCCGUGUGCCGAGAUUCCCGUGACGCGUCCGCUAGUGAUCGAUUCAAACUAUUUCCACUACUCUUCCCCCAUGAAAAAAACAAAGCUCCCACAAAACGGGGGACUGUGAAAACGUAUGAAGGAAAAAAACAACUAGAAAGAAAGAAAAUAGGAAAAAUAAACGGUGAAAAAGAAGUGUUGUUAUUGCCUAAGUAAGCGUUGUUUGUUGUUGCAAAAGGAUAACUAGAUCGCAGCAGGCUGGUGAGACGAGCUGACGACAGUGUUGUACAGUCUGUGUGUGAGUGUGUGUGUGUACGUGCGUUAUGCACGCAAACCUUGUGGAGCUGUGGUGAAAGUGUCUACCGCAAAAACUACAAUUCACGCGAAAAAACUCUCAAAGUGACGAAAGCAAACCAAACCAAAAGAAACAGGGCCAUUCCCGUUGUGACAAAGCUGCACGGCUCCCAGCGUUAGUGCUCACACACUGUCUGUCGUUGCGUGAUAUCGAUCCCGAAACGGCAAACAGGCUGGUGGUCACCGGCCUCCUGCCUUGCCGUAAUCUGUAAUUAUCUCGGCAAAGUGUGUUGAGUGCUGAACCGCGCGACAUUUCGCCUGUGACGUCCGCGGGUCCAUGUGGGUGAGUGUGUGUGUGUGGCUCCUGCUAAAGAGGGUGCAUGUGUGAGAGUGUGUGUGUGUGUGUGUGUGCAAGCAAGUUUCCUAUGCGUGCGUGUCCUUCAGGUGCAGUGAACGUGCAAUGAAUCGUACCAACGGUUGGGACAGCAACCGUUACGACCUCACACGACCCGAAGCACGCCCGUGUUGCAGUGUUCUGUCAGCCGCCAGCAAAACUACUAGCCACCCUUACCCAGCACCACACCUUCGUGCGUGUGGCGGUGUGUGAAAGCGCACCGAGUGAAGGAUUGAGCCAUUUAUCGUUCUCUAGUGCGAGUGAGGUUGUGGUUGUUUUCCAUUGCUUUGGAGCGCGAGACUAGAUCCUAGCGGAUUGAUCGAAGAUUCCCAGGCAGACAGUAGAACGAGUGUGUGUGAGAGAGAGAAAGAGUGCAUGUGAAGAAGAGUGUACCCUACUGUUGCUCGUUCCGGUCGCGUCGGUGUGCUAUGCACGUAGUCGGCUGCUAGUGUGUGACGUGCGUGAGCGUGCAAGUGUGCUCCAUUAACCCCAGUGCGCCCCUUUCAGACAUCCGACCUCUCGUCUCGUUCGAUUUCGGGACUGUCGUGGUGCGGCAUCCCACGGGAAUGGUUGCCGUGCGAAGGUAAAACCCGGCCGAGCGUGUGGUAGCGAGUUCCUAUUCUGCAGCAACUCCGGACGGUACGGACACUGCGGCGCAAGAGGGAGAGCAAGCGGACCAUAGCGGACAUUGUCUUCGACCUUUUUGAAUUUCUUUGCGAAGCGUUUCGUGACUGGGACUUUCAAGCGGCCCCCGUUGACCUAUACGCACAUAUACACAUUUACACACACGCGGCAGCACACGCGCCCGGCAGAACCUGCUAAAGACCUGUUGAAUAUCGGUAGCUUGUGGCAAUAGAACCAUUGGCAGGAGGUGUUCGUGUCUGGAUCCAUCACCGACACACAAACAUACACACAAACACACACAUACAAAACAUACACACACGGGCUACACGGUGAGCCUGCACGGACAGGUCCCAAAGGUCCCGGAAGUACCACCUGGACGCGACGCGGCACACAAAAAGAAUCAUCCAUCUAGCUCGGCAUCCUCGUGCAGCCUCCAGCCGUCCCCUCCCCCCUCGCAUUACCCCAAGAACACUGCCCCCUUCCCCAUCGGGUUCGUGCGUGUGUGUCCCCCCAUCGGCUAGUGUGUUUGCGAGUGGGCGUGUGUGGCAGCAGCAGUGGUGAAAAAUGAUCCGACCGAUACUACCGAUCCUGGCGUACAUGAGCGUGCUCUCGAGUACGUACUCGCUGCACAUGGCACGCGAUGCCUACAUCAAGCCACCGCCGCCGCCCCCGCCCGCCCAGCUGCUCGACGAGCUGGACGACAUGUCGGAGCUGCUGGCCGAGAACGGGGUCGACCUGAUGCGGCCGCUCAUGGGCACGGUACACCAGAAAACACACGCCGGAACUGGCACCGGCAGCGGCGGUGGCAGUGGAAGCAUCAUCAGCAUCGGCAGCAGCAGCAAUGGUGCGGUGGCGCUCGGCACCAUCAACCACGUGGCGAGCAAUGAGCUGCCGGAGCUGAGCCCGCCGCCCGCCCAUCUGCCGGCGGCGAUGCGCCAUGGUCCGAUCGGGCCGCUGGUCGGGCAGCCGCCGCGCGGCCUGCAGGAGCUGUUCGGCGUGCAGACCAACUUCGACAUACGCGCAGCGCAGCAGCAGCUGUCCCACGGUGGGCCGAACGGGGUGGCCGCCUCCUUCGACCUCAACCAGUCCGCCUCCGCCAGUGGUAUGGACGAUCGGGAUGAUGAUAAUCGUGUCGGUGGUGGUGGUGGUGGUGGUGAUGACAUCAACGGAACUGGUGCUGGUGGUGGGGGUGGUGGACAGGGAAACGGUAAUCUGCAGCGAUCGGCAGCUAGCAGCAAGCGUGCGUCACCGACCGGCAGCCGCAACAAGAUGAUGGCCGACUCCGGCCAAGAUGGCGGCGGCGGCAGCAGUAGUGGUCUGCCCUCGAUCCCGCACGGCAUCGCGAACCAGAUGAUGCUGCGCAGUACGCGCGGCCAGCGGCAGUACGAUGUACCGCAGAUCGAAUGUCCACCCGCGAUGGAUGGUAUGGAGCGCUUUGCCUGUCCCACGCCAGAUCGGCAGGGCCGGUACCGAUGUAUAGACGAUCACGUGCUGUGCGACGGUUUCAUCGACUGUCCUGAGGGCGAAGACGAGGACAGACAGGCCUGCAUGUUCUACAAAACGACGAAAGCGCAUCUCGACGUAUUAGCGGACGCCUUAUUGAGAUGGGCUCGUGGCCGUUAAACUGUACAUUUCACAUAGCUCUUGCAAAGACACGCUGUACUAGUGCUAGUUUGAGAAAGUGUAAAGUGAAAGAGGAAGAGAAAGCGACAGAGAAAAGUGUUUAUGUGAGCAAAGCAAAAAACAAACAGACAGGACAGGAAAGGGAGAAACAUUACAGACGAAACCACAACACAGUUUCAGGCACACGUCGUAACAGAUGCUAUUUUACAUUACGAAAGCAGAAGAAGAAAUAAAACAUCCACCAACGAAAAAAAAAAAAACCCAAAAGGCACAAUGCCCCGGCAAAAGUGACAGUCCAAUAGAGGGGAUGAGAAAAAAAACAUACCGUACUACGAAAAGGAUAGGGCAGCAAAUGAGUGCGGAGAAAUCGUUACACGUUCUCUCACAUCCUUACCAAGCAAACAGGCGUUGCGUUGUAAGAGUGGCAAAGAAAAGAAAAAAAGUUAAUGUUGUAAAAAUAGGUUUGAAGCAAAUCUGUACAUAAUUGAAAAAGAGAAAUCGAGCAAACGCAACGCAAUGUCACUGCAACAUGUUCAUAACCCUUUGCCGGGCAGCAAGCAAAACAAAAAAAUAACAAAACACUUCUACAGGCCAGGACGAAACAACUGCACUAAGAUGUGAAGGGAAGUAAAGUAGGGAGGGAAAACAAAAACAAGUCAAAACUCAAAGACAGCAGAAGACAGAGAAAUCUUACUAUAUAUAUAUACAUAGAUCUAUAUACAAAACAUAUAUUUACCUACUAAGAAAUUAGUGUGUAAAAACAAAACAUCGGCACAGAUAAACAGCAUCAUUCCGUACUUCAUAUGAUGAGUGUGGAGCAGGGCAGGAAUGAAUGUGAAAUCUAAUGGCUGAGCGAAUUUAAUUCGAUGUGAAGGCUGUUGACGAUCGUUGACUGUGUAUGGCCCGGCCGAUGACGAUGUGGGAGUCGGAUGAGCGAGUGUACAUUGCAAAGGUGGAUUGUUAUACGAAGCGUUUGUGGAGGAAAAGGGUCUGCAGGUGUGCUAAAGCGGUGCGGAAAGUCCAGUAGCACGAGAUACGAAAGCCAAUACAAAGAUAAGCCGUCAAAGCAAAGCAAAAAACAAAACGGAAAGUGUAGGAAAAAGAGACGAAAAGGUUGAAGAAGCAAACCAAUACUAUUAAAUUGAGAAACAAAAACCCUUCAACACACACUACACACGUUUCACACAUUUUCACACACACAAACCAGAACACUUUCAAACACUACACUCAAACAUUGAUACAGAUCAUGUAGGUAAAUAGGUGUAUGAAAUGUAUGUACAUUUUUUUCUUCUACACUGUAAAAAUAACAACAAUAACAACAACAACAAUCAAAACAAACUGUAAACAGCCUCCACCCAGUAUCCAGCAAAUAGUGGAAGCAGAAAGAGCGACUUUUAGUUUAGUGCGUGAGCGCGUUUUUGGUUAAGUGUAUCCCUUGUCAUGUCUAAAUUGUCUAAGCCCAUCGUUUGGUUGCACAAUUCAUUUCCGGUUGUUUAUUUUUGCAUCCAACGUUAAUCCUAUCGUGGAACAAAGAGCGAGAUAAAAACAGGCCAUUUCACGUGUAACCCAACAGCUCAACCAAACAACCUUUUGCAAACGUUUUAUCUAAGGGAUACACAUGUCCACCUAAAACCAUCCUCGUGUUUCAACCUCAAACACACACACACACAUAUACACAUACACAUACACACAAACACAUCACAAGAACAUCGUCAUCAUCACACAGACACUUGAGGAGGAAAACUAUUCUCAUGGACAAGGCAGCUAUAUUAUUGUAUAGAUAAGUCAGGAGUUUAAGAAACCAACCAAUAAGAGCAACACAAACAAGUAAACUCUUUAACUAGAUCCUUAUAGUGCUAGAUACCGUUGCCGGUGUAAGUGAACGAUACAAGGAGGCUACAGCCCGGCCCAAACCCCCGGCGAGAGUAGUGAGCUGUUGGUGGUUUGGGUCGAAACAGAAAGGCCGAGGCCGUCCGGGUUGACGAUUAAAUCGCACGAAACCAUAUACACACACACACAUACACACACAUACGAACGCCCGGAGCGGGAGCAUGAAGUGUACCAGAGCUAACGGAAAACAAUGAAGAGCAACUAAAACACACACACAAAAAAAACAAACAACUAUGACUGAAUGAUAUCAAUAUUUCUAAUCGACCAUCAGUGAAAACGCACGCGCACACCCACACUGGAAAGGAAUGUUGAUGUUGUUAUUUUUAACUUGUUUUGGUUUGAUUUAUUUCUUUUAACUUGUUAUGCUAUUUGAGCGUAGCGUGAGAUUCUUUUUUAUUUAUCAAAUCAAAUUCAGGAAAAAGUGUCUUUGUUUAUUUCAUUUACUCUCAACACUGAAGUUUUUAAAUGAUUUGGUUUUUGCUUAUGUCCUUGUAUUUUAUUUUAAAUUUAUUUAUUUAUUUUUAUUUAUAACAAAUUCAAACGCACUAAAAAGCAAACACAUGUGUACGUGCGUGUGCAAGUGUGUGCGCGUGCGUGCGUGUGUGUGUGUGCCGACGCACAUGUAAAUCAGCGAAAAGCAGCACUCCACUAAACGUUAGGGUUAAAGAGUUCGUAUCCGAACAAUUGAACAUACCGGGCACAUCUUACCAAUACACCCCUGCCCCUCCCCUAUGGGUUGUAAACACACAUAGUGCGAACGUCAAUUCUAUGUGUUCAACGCAUACGCCGCAAUUAUGAUUGUUUACCCAAAAGCGAGCGAACCGUAAGCCCCACCCCUCCUAAGUUGAUUUUGGGUUAGUUACAAGCCUACUAGCCCCACCCGAUCCCUCCCUCACUGCAUGUACAUUGAGCAAAGCAUAUAGAAUCAUGCGGAUAUGAUACAGCUUUCAUAAAGCGCCUGUAAAACGAAUGCCAGCAAGCCCCGACAGCUAGCUCUCCCGGGGAGAGAGGUGAACAGUGUUUCAAAACGUUUUUACCCGCUUGUUUGUGGCACAUCCAAACGCACACAGGACGAUAGAGAAGAGAAGAAGUAACAAAAAAAACGAAACUAAAAACAUAUAUUUCUUAAAAACCAUCAACCACUGUGUACACAUGUCAUCCACUUCUAGGUUACGACAGCAAAGAAAAAAAAGAAAGAGAGCGAACAAGUGGAGAGAGAAAAAAACGAAGAAAUUAAGUAAAACAGAAAACCAAACGAACUUUACAAAAAUCACGCUCACCAAAGCAUUACUUAUAAAUGUCUAUUUGCACAAUAUUAUCUAGACACACAUACACCAACACACACACACACACAUUCAAACCAAACAAGAACAAAUUAUUAAACAGUAAAUAUUGACGAUAGAGAACCAUGGCACACUGUGGUUCACAGACACAGUUGCGGUGCGAAGGACUAAAGCAGGCAAAAGCGAAAUAGAUGCCCUUGAGAAAAACGAUGCAGCAAACCAAAGGGACAAUGCACCCGCCACUGUCCAGUAUCAUCUGUUCUCUCUGUCUCUCCCCCCUAACACUAAUACUGCAGAAGUUACAAAGUCACACUACAAAAGCUAGACGAAUAGGAUGCAUAGGGCUUUGGUGUAACGGCGACAGGAGCACGAGCCCAUCGGCACUGCAGCAGCAAACAGGCACAACGAGCACGAACCAGUGGUCGCAGAACGCAGAACAAACGGCUCAAGUAUUGAACGGCAGCACAUCAACUCGUCGAAUCCAGGUGUGCCGUGCGCGUCCGUACAGUGUGAACAAGUGAACAGAAAGGCUGCGUCCGGAGGGAGUGCAUCAGCCGCGCGCAGCCAAAGUGUCAGUGAUUGCGACGGGAGCGACAAAAACAGCAACAACUCAACCCAUCAGCACCAUCACCAGCGCCAGUGGUGAUAAUACGUCAAACGUUUCCAAGUGUAGCGCUACACACGGGUGUGUUGUGAUGAAACGUUGCGCAGCGCGGCAACAGUAGCGACAAAACAGUUUGCUAGCUUAAGAGAGUAUUUGGGUUAACUAUUUUAAUCUACCUAUGAAUUAAGUUGCGGUUGAGAAGCGUUUUAAUUUAGUCGUUAAACCUCGUUAAAACAUGCAAACGCACGAGCAAAUGUUGAACGCUGCGAAUUCAUUCCACUGAUGUGUCUUAAGUCAAUGCCUGAACAAAACCAAAACACAUACGCCUACGGUCCCAUUCGCCAUUCACUCACUCACACCGCAUUCGUUGUGCCAUAUCAUCUUCUGUUAUUUGCAUUUACGGCAUUACAGCAGCAGCAAGAGAAGCGGGGAGAAAAGCAUUACAACAAAUCACAUUCCACUCACUCUCAUUCCACCUGCACCUGAAUGUUCUCUUGUUUUACUGUAACUGUCUAUGGUUUUGCCUUCUCGUUUCACACUUAUAUCUUGUGUCUGUCUGUCUCUUUCUCGUUGCAAAACAAAAAAUCACAUUGUAUGUUGCUGUUAUCGAUGUUGUUACUGUUGGUUGCAUGAGGCAUAGCAGGAGUCACUGCAAAGGUAGGAGAAACUGCGUCCUUUUUCUUCAAUGUGGCUCACUAAAUUGUUCCCCAGUAUUUUUUGUUUUGUUAUGUUUCAUUGCGUUAUUGUUUUUUUUUGUUUAAGUUCUUCUAAAGAACCGUAUCAAUUGAUAAAACUGCUCUAGCGAUCGCGGCCUGCCUUGAUUGUUGCGUUAGCCCUUUUGGACGCCAUUGGAGCAACAACCACCAAAACGAACAAAAAAUAAACUCCGGCAGCAUGAUGAAACGUCAUUCUCGAGUGUGUAUAUCAGUCACACGUCUCGCCGGCUUUUGGAAAACUCUAGCGCAUCUAGCUAGGUGCAUAGGGGAGACAGAAGUAAACAAACAACGUGAUUUCAUUGCUUGGGAGCCCAUACUGACCCGUGUGGAUUGUUUUUGUGUUUGUUGUUUUAGUUUGGUCAGAUAACCUGAGUGUGCUUCUGUGGAAGGAGAUGAAAACGGAACCAGCUUCUGCGCAAGCGCAUUAGCGAUUGUACAGUGGAUUACUGCUGUAUCAAACAAAAGGAUUACCAUAUUCUUUUUUUGUUUGUCUAGCUGGUUCCUCUGGUCUCCCUCGAAGUGAAAAAUCAUGAAAGAAUGAUUAAGCAAAUAAAACAAGUAAAAAUUAUAAUGAAAAGACUGACUUAGUAGACCCGCAGUUGAACGCGCAACACACCUACCCCGCUAAUUCGCGAACACACAACACUCAUGUGGGGGAGGGAAAAAGCAGAAAGAGAGAGAGAGAGAGAGAGCAACCGAAAGCGAUGAAAAAACAAUGUAGCUAGCCAGAGUAUAAACAAUAACCCAUUAUCUACCGUGGGUGUUUUUUAAAGCUCAUCACUAUUAAGUAUUUAGCAAAAAACAGGAGGGGUCGAGUGCAUGCUGGCAACACAGGAGAUGGCGGGCAGGUUCGUCGUCUACGCUGCGCCCAUGCAAUCACGCUGCCCCGGGCCUGAUGCACGCUUCAAUCUUGCAAACAUCCAGGAGUAUUAGGUGGGGAGGGCUAAAAAAUGCAACCCCCAUCAAUUCAUGCAUCGCGCCUGCACCCUCAGCACUCAGCAAUCAUAGCAAUAACGUUUGAUCUCGUUGCGUGCGUUAAUGAAGCGCGUUUGUUGAUUUUUUUUUUUGGAGACUGUUCCCUGAGACACAGCUUAACAGGUGACCUUCAGCUCGAACGACGAUGGGACGUUAGAGUUAUUUAUUGAUGGGCGCCUUUGCAGCCAACUGUGGUCGCAAAGUAACGGCAUGAGAGAUGGAAAACAUCUAAACACAUCUCUCAUUUUGUCGCUUUGCACGAUGGGCUCCCAAACAAUGAACACACAUAGGAGGGGGGGAGAAGAGGAAACGAAUCACCAGAAGACUGGGUAAACAUUAAAAGUAAAUGAUUAACGUUUAAAAACAAAACACGGGAAAAUAGCAUGCAUUGAAACACAAAACGAGAACGGGAACUACGUACGUUUAACUGUGUCUCAUAAGGAGGAGAAAAAAACACUGCAGGAGAAGGUUGGGAAACACGUUCUCCUGUUUCGUUUUUGAAUGGAAAUAUUUGUUAUAUAUUGACAGUACGGCAAUGCUACUGAUAUCAGCGCAAAAGUGAUUAAAACACGGUGUAAAGGGGAAAAGUAAACCAACCACUUCAAUGCGGACACAGAGAAAACACACACAAAUACACAAGUUAAAAGCGAAAAAAGGAGAAAGUAAGCUGCAACUAAAACAAAAACACAGAAAUAAAAAACACACAAGCCAAAGGCAACCUACAAUCAUCGAUACUUAAGUAGCCCUUUUAAGUGUCAAACAAGCGCAAAACAAAACGAACAAAAACUGAUGCAACAAUGUGAAUGCGGUGAAAGUAGAGGAAAACAAAACGCGAACGUUACUAAAACACUAAAAGCGCAUGUAAAAACUGGAUGUCUUUGUGUGCAACGGUCGCGAACAAAAGGGUGAAGCAAGACAAAAAAAAACUAACUAACAAAAGGCCUAAGCUAACAAGAACAAAACACACACACAAUUGCAUACACAUUGGAGGCUUGUCAACAAAAUGAAGCA
Anopheles coluzzii is the source of this 9975-nucleotide messenger RNA. It is a transcript of the gene jeb, whose product is annotated as RNA-binding protein FUS. Lineage: Eukaryota; Metazoa; Arthropoda; Insecta; Diptera; Culicidae. Gene Ontology annotation, biological process: positive regulation of MAPK cascade. The transcript has 3 exons. Gene Ontology annotation, molecular function: transmembrane receptor protein tyrosine kinase activator activity; protein binding. Bases 2438 to 3496 code for a protein of 352 amino acids. Gene Ontology annotation, cellular component: terminal bouton. The record is from RefSeq and is a predicted model, not a curated record.